GAUAAUCAUUCAUCCCUCAUGACUCAUCUGCUGCUGCUCAGCAAUUUCAACAGGACACCAUGAUGCUGAGGGUCUGUAAUUUUGCACAAAAUUCCAGCAAUGAUGAUGACCUUCUAGGGGCUGGCACAUUCAUUACUCACCAAUUAUACCACGUUUAAAUAUCCGUACGUGAUAAAUAUAGCAAUCCUCCUCAUCUCUGCUGUAUAAGAAACAUGGCAGAUGAACCUUCGUCAGCAGUAAAGGGGGAAGGGCCCGGUUCAACUGGAGAGGAUGAGAAACUUGGGACUGAAGGUGACGAGGGAGACCCUGCGCCCCAGGAUGAGGAAAAAGAGAAACAGGACCUCAAGUACCCUCGGCAUGUCUUCUUGAUUCUCGCGUACGACAUCAUGAGUGCUUUGUCGGGCUGGACCUUGAACACUGUUUUCAAGACCUACUUGGUGACAGAGCUGAAGAUGGAGCCAAAGUUGACGAGUCAACUCCUGACAGUCUAUUCGUUUUGUGGCAUCUUCCUAGCCCUGGCCUGGGGAGGGAGGACUGUGCUGGCUGUGAGUGCGGCCGGAAGGACGAGCAACAUGAACGCGUUUGCCGGAGACCAGUUCAAGUCGCCGGAACAGGACCAGGAGAAGGAGCGGUUCUUCUACUGGAUGUACACCAUCUUCAACUUGGGCGCCUUCAUUGCCAACGUGACGGCGCCGCUGCUGAGGGACCUGCCCUGCUUCGGCAAGAACGACUGCUACCCGCUGGCCCUGGGAGUGGCGGCAAUUUUCGGCGUCUUCGGAAUCAAGAACAAGUGGACAAAGCCCGCAGUGCCAGAGUACACCCAUUGGCUGCACUAUGCCCAACUCAGUGGCUACACCUACGAAUUCACAGAGCACACCAGGCACUUUCUAGGAACACUGCUGCUUCUGGCCCCUUAUCCAGUCUACUGGUCUCUCUAUGAUCUGUCAUCAAGCAGACUGCAGGACCUGGGCUAUGUCAUGAAUGGAACUCUUCCGUACACCGACUACACGUUGAAGGCUGAUCAGCUCUACUUUGUGAACCCUGUUUUGAUCUGGCUCCUGGUGCCCAUUUGCAUCUAUUUCGUGUUCCCAUUCUGCCACAAAAUUGGCAUCCUCACUACUCUCCUGCAGAAACUAGUGGCCGGCUUCUGGGUCAUGGUGGCAUGUCUUGUUGCUUGCGUUGCUAUUGUCUACAUGGUUGACUCCUCCAUGCCGCCGAGUGCGGGCAGGAGUGACUUCCUGGUGCAGCUGGUGAAUGGCCUGGACGACCCGGGCGCCUCGGCCACCGUGUUCCUCCAUCAGAGCGGGCCCGGCGGUGGCCCUGGCCAGAUGCGGACCAUCCCGCCGGGCGGCACCGGGGUCUGGAACCUGCUGGAGCCCGGCAAGUCCUACUCCUUCUCCAGCGACGUGGCUGGGUCCCAGGUCCUGGGCUCCGUGCCGGCCGGGGAACCUGGCCUGGGCUACACGGGCCUCGUCACGGGCUCUGCAGCUGCACCCGCCAUCCGCAUGUUCCCCGGGCCCGACGAGUUCGUGGGCAGGACGGUGACCAACAGGCCCGCGGUUCGGGCCAUUGUCCUGUCCCCGGGGGCCGGACGAGUCCUCGAGUUGUUUCCGGCCGACGAGGGCCCGUCUGCCCCCGCCCAAGCCAAGAUUGACCUGCCGUCUGCUGCACCUGGCCCGUCGCCCUACUUGGACAAGCCCGACGUCAAAACGUAUGAUAUCAAAGUGGACGGGAAACUCACUCAGACGACAAGAUUUGCUUCCGGAGGAGUCUAUUCCAUCAUGGUUUCCGGGUCAGCUGGGGCCCCAAAGACCAGUGUUGUUGUUCAAGCAUCUCCAGCUGAUGUCCACCUGCUGUGGAUCCUACUGAUCAUAUUUUUGGCAACUGCUUCUGAAGUUCUGGCUUCACCAACAAGCGUCGCCUUCUUCUAUUCCGAAUCGCUGGAUGACAUGAAGUCUGUCGCACAAGCUUGCUACAACGGUUCCACGUCAUUGUUUGGACCAGCGAUGGUCCUCAUUCAAGAAAUUGACCUCUUGAUGUGGCACGAGUUUGUCGUGUACCUCGUGGGCAUCGUGCUGUCCACCCUGCUGAUGAUGUUCAUCGCGUCCCGGUACCGGAGCAGGGAGGACAUGGAGAAGCACCUGCAGGACGAGGCCGACGACAAGAAUAACAAGGACAAUAUGAAGACGAGGGGCUCAUCUGGCCUGUCCACGACCCCGCUGCCGACUGCCGACUCGGACACGCUGGACCACUCGACCAGGAAGUCCGUGGCCGCCAUUGCGGGCAUCAAGCAGAACACGAGCAGGAUCACACCGCAGACUUGAAUUAUAUAUACACGCUGCAUUUUCAUCUUUAUUUACUAUAUAUAUGUAUAUAUGGUUCAUCGUCGUCAUCCCCAU
Messenger RNA from Notodromas monacha, 2399 nucleotides. The record is from the annotation of a GenBank genome assembly. Lineage: Eukaryota; Metazoa; Arthropoda; Ostracoda; Podocopida; Cyprididae.